AUGAUUAAUCAGAGAAAAGUUUGGAUUAGAUCAGUUAAAGUUUGGGUUAGAUCAGUUGAUGUUUGGGGUUUAAAUUGGAUGAAAGGUUGGGCUGUUGGGCUGUGCGUUUUGUUAAUGGGACUGAGUUGUGUUAGGGCCGGUGGGAGGGAUGUGGGUGUGGAAGUAAAUGGAAUUAGUGUGCCACCUUUGGAAUUACCGGGUUUGGCUGAUAUGACGGCAGACUUGACCUGGAUUGGGUUUGCUUGGGAUACUGAUAGUGAACCUAUGGAGAUUAAUCCGUAUACCCCUCCUGCUCAGUCGCUAGAACCUAUUUCGGAGCUUAACCCGACACUAAACCCCAUUAAUCGUAUGCUAGAACUGGUAUUUAGCACACACGUUCACUUUGCACUACCUGAAUAUUCAGAUGUGGAGGCUGCUACGGCUGCUUUAGAGUUGCUAAGAAAGAUUGCUGUUAUUAGGUUGUUCUGGGGUAAAUGCGCUUAUGUUACUUACACGACGUCCAAUCUUGAUUGCCAUCAGAUCAAUAUGGAAAUACUAUCAAGAGUUGUCAAUCUGUUUGACUGUACAACUCUAGAACUUUGCUUGAAGCCUCAUUUUGUGUCGCAUAUUAGAGAGUUAGAUUUGGGGGCUUGCCAGAACGAAGCUCAGAAGACGGUUGAUCAGGCUACUUAUAAUUUGCUGUGUCGACUUAAGUUUUCAACCGAAUUGAACAAUGGGCUCCUCGCUCUGAUAAACUCUAAUGUUGUUUUGUUGCGGCCGAUUUCAGGUGUUUUCUUAGUAGAUAAUGAAAUAGAUGAUGCCCCUCUUCUUAGCCGUUUGCCGCUGAAAGAUGGUUAUAUGCUCUACUUUAUGUCUUUGCCUAGCUUUGUCGUUAUUGAUUUGAGAACUCUUCAAUCCUCUCAAAGUACUUGUAGCCAGAUCACGAUUGAAGGUUUUGAUGGCACUGAUUUAACGAUAGUCGGCCUGGAAAAUGCUGCUGAUGAACACCCUGGGAUAGUUCUGGAAGCCGAAUGGCAUUCUCUUAUGCAUCUGUGCAGUAGCGAUAAUAUAUCUCGAAUUCGAGUUCAUACUCUUGUAGGUAUUGAUGUUGAGCCCGCUAAUAUAUCGGCGAUGCUUUCUGCCGGUCAAAGAGAAACGCCUCAAGAACUGCGAAUUAGAGCUAUCGAUGCUAUCACCAUAAUUCUACCCUGUGUUUCUUGUCAAACCUUGGAGUACUAUAAACAUAUCUAUACCCGAGAAGCCUACGAGAAAUUUGGCAUCUGGGUUAGCGAGGUCAAUAUCAGGUAUGCGAGUGAGCGAACUGAUUUGUAUGACACCCUAGAUACAUUAGUCAAAAUUGGCGCUUUGUCAGAAGUACCAACAAGUAUUCUAGAGGCAGAUAUUGUAUGCUGUGGCCACGCUCUCAAUGACUCAGACUGGGAAGUUCACGAAACAGUUCGCAUCCAAGUUAAUUAUCCCGACUUACAUGUUCAUUUCAAGAAUUACCAAAGCCAGCACUAUGUCUGUUUUUGCCAGAACAUACGCUAUACAACCAUUGAACUCAACGGCGCCGAAACGCCAUGCAAGGAGCAGGUAGAGAAAUGCGCGCACAUUUUAACUCAAUUCUGGUGCAUCAGGGCCAAAACGCUUAAGCUCAUAAAUAUCCGAAAUGGCAAUCAAAUCAUCGCCAGCUUUAGCCCGGAGACUCUAAACACGGCCGAUGCCCAGGCCCCCAAAUGGGGUCUCUAUGCUGAUACUUUGGUCUUUGACAAUGUUGAUGACCAGAUUGUCUACUGGGUAUUGGGACGUUAUUUCUUUGGCAAGCAUAUCAAAAUAGUCUUUAUGAGCCAGCACUUUACCAACAUGGCUAUUGCCCAAUAUCUUUCUCAUCCAUGCAGUCACAUGGUCUCAUCACUUGUGAUUACUGACUUAACUGAACUAGACGAGGUCAAGUACUUCAAUCAGCAAGACAAAAUCAAAACAUUCUCCUUGUUCAAGUAUAUUGAGGAAGAACUAGCCAAGGGCACUCCAAUAGAGAGUCUCGGUCUGCACAAACUACUUGUGCGACUGAAUAAUAUAGACGUUAGCCUAUAUAACGAUGUUUUACGCGCAUUUUGGGGCUAUGGUAUUAUGCCUCUGGCCAUCCCACUCGAUGCCUACAUUGCAUUGUCUUCAACCAAUCCCAAGAUUAGUCCUAUGUGCAAGGAUGAGUUUACGCUUUAUGGUGCCACCCUAAAAUCCAUCAAGGCUGAUCUAAGUAACUGUCGCGCCAGAAGACAGACGCAGUCAAUCCCCGACCAGUCUCAACAGUCGCAAUUACUUCCCUUCCAAAAACAAUCCGUUAAGGCACUGAUCCUUCGGUUUAAUGAGAUCCAUUCCUUAGUCGAAGCGGAUUUUGUGACCAUUAUACGAUGGAUAUCCUGUCGAUUUAAGGAUAUUGCCAGUAUCUGGCUAGAAAAUGUUGAAAUGUUACCCGAAGUACGGGCUGCUAUAACCGCCCGCGAUUACUUGUUCAGUAGCUUGACUUCCCUUACUAGCAUUCGAAUGGAGUCAGCCGUACCGGGUGAGGCCUCCAUCGAGCUACUAGUCCGGUCGCACCAUCUUAGUUUGGUAGCAAGUACUUCUAAUCCAGUCGAUGCGGUUAUUGCCAUGCAAUCUACUUUGUUGUCCCAACUUGCUUGCCAUCUUACUGAGCUUAAUAACUACAUUUCCAACCGCCCUACCACCGAGAUAACCAUUCGAAGAAUUAUAAACUAUAUCACCCACCAGCCACCUCCGCUGGAAUGUGUAGUGUGCCUCCAACCCUUUAUUAAGCCACAAGACGAAGACAAAAAGCAAGAUGACGACGAGCCGCCUGCAAAGAAACCCUGCUUCGUUGCCAAUCCAGAAAUGCUGGCGUUAAGUUCACAUCUUACUGUGAAUUCAGAGAUAUAUCUCUCAAGAGCUUGCUGGUUCGCAUGUGGGCAUCCACUAUGCAAUGGCUGUGCAAUUGCCAAUAAGGCGCUGCCUGAUAACAGAUGCCCCUCUUGUCGCCAGUCAGUUAUCUAUGAGAGUAUUCGUCAGCUUGUGAGUGCUCCUCAAUCUAUCGUUGUCUUUGCCACGGACAGUCUUGGCAACACCAAUGUUGAUUGCGAAUGGCCUACGUCGAUGACGUAUUGGGAUGACCAAGUGUUGCUCUAUGUUACUUAUAGAGAUGGAGCUAACUUUGAUAUCUCGGCUAAUACUGAAAUCGCUUACAACAAUACCCACUCAAUCCAUAUCAUUUGA
Messenger RNA from Nematocida homosporus, 3246 nucleotides. RefSeq lists its product as uncharacterized. The transcript has a single exon. Lineage: Eukaryota; Fungi; Microsporidia. Bases 1 to 3246 code for a protein of 1081 amino acids. The record is from RefSeq and is a predicted model, not a curated record.